This is a messenger RNA of Mizuhopecten yessoensis (Yesso scallop), 910 nucleotides long. RefSeq names its product N-acetyltransferase 6-like. Bases 9 to 764 code for a protein of 251 amino acids. Gene Ontology annotation, biological process: protein acetylation. Gene Ontology annotation, cellular component: cytoplasm. Gene Ontology annotation, molecular function: N-acetyltransferase activity; acetyl-CoA binding. Lineage: Eukaryota; Metazoa; Mollusca; Bivalvia; Pectinida; Pectinidae. The transcript has 5 exons. The record is from RefSeq and is a predicted model, not a curated record.
GCCUACAUAUGCCUGCAUGUCCUAAAAUGGAAUUGACGACAAAGAUCUUACAUGACCACCCACAAUAUAUGGAAGAAUGCGCAGGCAUUCUAAAUGAGGAGUGGCCAAGAAGUAAAACGGCGAGGCUCCACAGUCUUCAAAAGUCGAAUGACAAGUUCCCAAUUUGUCUAGUACUGGUCAGUAAGGAGAAGGGGAAAGAACUUCUGUUGGGUCACAGCAAACUUUCUGUUGUGUAUGGAAAAGAGAAAUGUUGCCUGAUAGAAUCAGUAUGUGUGAGAAAGAACCUAAGGGGAAAAGGAUAUGGGAGAGCUAUCAUGGAUGAGGCAGAAAAGUUUGCCAAAAGUUGCGGUUACUGCACCAUGUACUUGACGACACACGAUAAACAGGACUUCUAUAAACACCUAAACUACAACUUCUGUGAUCCAGUCAUCAGCUUUGGUGCAGAUCCGAAACUUAUACCAGACUGUUUAAUAAAACAGCUGACAGCUACAACUUUGAGACCUCAGGAAAAGGAACAAGAAACAUCAGACAAACAGAAUAAUGCGUUAUCAGAGUUACACCAGACAAACCUACCAUCCCCAUCCCCACCCCCUCCACCUCCUCCUACUACUGCCCCACUACCUCCACCUCCUCCUCCACCUCCUUCUUAUGCCCCACUACCUCCACCACCCCCUCCUACUACGGCGAAAACUGUGCUGGGUAAACCAGAGAUUGUGAAAUGGGACCCUAGAAAUAUAUCCUGGAUGAGGAAGGAUCUAAGUUGAUACCCAAAAUGUGUUGAUAACCUGAAUGAGUAUUGCUUUGGUGAAUCAGGAGGUAAAAUAGAUAAUUAGUAAUAAUAAUUUUUGAGGUUCUUAUAUACCGCUUUAUCACAACCUAGUUUGUAGGUUGUCUCAAAGCGGUUCACAAA